AGUGGCGGGCGGCAACGGGCAGCUCCCCGUGAGCGUCUCCGCCACCACCGUGCUCGGGCACGCGACGGGCAUGGCGCCGCGCGCGCACCUGGCGAUCUACAAGGUGCUGUGGCGGCAGGCGCAGACCGACGGGGGGGGCGACGGGAGCAUGAAGCCCGCGCCGCCGUCGGGAUCCAUGGCGGACCUGUACGCGGCGCUGGACCAGGCCGUGGCGGACGGCGUGGACGUGGUGUCGCUGUCCGUGGGAAGUUUGAGUGAUUACGAGACCUACUUCAACGACGUGCCCUAUGCCAACAUCCAGAAGGCGGGCAUCCUGGCGGUGCUGGCGGCGGGCAACAGCGGUGCGCCCCCCGAGCCCAACAGCAACAUGUACCGCACGCUCUCCAACUUCUCGCCCUUCUACCUCACCGUCGGCGCCAGUAGCAUGGGUCGGCGGUUCGUGGUGCGAUUGACGCUGGGCAACGGGGCAGUCAUCAAGGCGCGUGCAGUGGAAGCGGCUUCCGUCUCUCAGCGCGUGCCCUUGGUCUACUCCCGGAACGCCAUUGCUCCAGGGAAAACCGUCUACCAGGCCGAUCUAUGCGAGCAGGGUUCUCUCAACCCUAACAAAACGACCGGCAAGAUCGUGAUCUGUUCGCGGGGGAUCAACCCGAUUUGGAACAAGACUCUGGCAGUGCAGGAUGCGGGCGGUGUGGGCAUGGUGCUGGUGAAUGUGAAGGGUGGUUCGUCCAAUUUCCCGGUGGUUCCUGGGCCGCCCCUGCCGUAUGUGCACUUCUCGCUGGAGCAGGCUGCGCUAUUGGCGAAAUACAUGAAGAAGACCAAAAAGCCCCUCGCCACAAUGGGCACAGAAGUAGAAGCAGCGUUUGACGAGGCACCAGCCCUCGCCGCCUUCUCCUCCACGGGCCCGGUGGCAGACCCAGACAGUGCGCAACUGCCCGUCUACCCCACCAACGACAUCCUCAAACCCGACAUUGUCGCUCCGGGAGUGAACCUCUGGGGAGCGUGGAUAUCCACCACUACGGACGGAUCCGAGCCUGCUCAAUACUCGCAGCUCUCUGGAACAUCCAUGGCUACUCCGCAUGUGGCAGGGAUCGUCGCGCUGAUCAUGCAGAUGAAUCCGGACUGGUCUCCGGCGAGGGUUAUGUCCGCGGUUAUGACUACGGCCACUCCCGGAGGUUUGCCCUCGGAUAUCCGGACCAUGGUUGUGUCAUCGUCGGGGGCGGCGGGGGGGAAGCCGGGGACGAGUGGCAGCGGUGGAGGGGGAUACACGUACCGUGUGGUGAAGCCGAUGAAGAAUUCGUUGAAUAAGGAGGCGACGGCGUGGGAGCUAGGUUCGGGGCAUGUGGACCCGCCUAGGGUUGGCGAUCCUGGGCUGGUUUUCGACAUUAUGUUUGACGACAAUGUGAAUUUUCUCGCCGGGCUGGAUUUGCAGCGCGCCAAGGAUACGUUUCCGAGUGUAACGACGUUUUCGCCGAUCAAGCCUGCUUACAAGUUCAACCGGCCGUCGAUUUCGGUUUCGAAGCUGUUUGGCGGGGUUACGGUGACGAGAACAGUGACGAAUGUGGCUUCAGUGGCGUCGACUUAUGUGGCUAAAGUUAUUCCGCCUCCAAGGGUGAAGGUUACUGUCACUCCAUCUACUUUCACUAUUGCGCCGGGGGAUAAGGUCACGUUUUCUGUGGAGCUGAAGGUUUUGAAAGCGUCUCUCCGCGAACGCCUCGCCGGUCCAGACUCCCCUAGCCUCGGCGAUUUCAUCUUAGGUGCUCAGCGGAAGCGAGAUGGGGAUCAGGACGGCGAGUCCGGCGGAGACGUGCAAUCUCAGCCGUCCGCUGGGGCCGGUCGCGGAUUGGUGAAGGCCGACGCGGGAUUGGGUCUAGGAGGCGUGUACGCGGUGCAGGCAGUGCAGCCGCGGGAAAGGCGGCGAAAGCCUGAUUGGAUGAAGCGGGAGGUAUUGCCCGGAGGGGAGAAAUUCGUGGCGAUUAAGAAACGGCUUCGUGAGUUAAAGCUGCAUACGGUGUGCGAGGAGGCGCGGUGCCCGAACCUAGGAGAGUGCUGGGGAGGGAGCGGCCCGGAGGGCGAGGGCGCAACGGCUACUAUUAUGAUCCUUGGCGACACGUGCACGCGAGGCUGCAGGUUCUGCGCGGUGAAGACGGCGCGCAACCCGCCUCCCCCGGACGCGGACGAGCCGCGGAAGGUGGCGGACGCGGUGGGCGAGUGGGGCCUGGGGUACAUCGUGUUGACCAGCGUUGACCGCGACGAUCUGGCGGACCAGGGCAGCGGGCACUUCGCGGAAACCAUCAUUCGCCUCAAGGAGCGCCGCCCUGACAUGCUCGUGGAGGCGCUUGUGCCGGACUUCCGGGGGUCAGCGGAGUGUGUGCGGCGAGUGGUGGACAGUGGUCUAGACGUGUACGCGCACAACAUAGAGACCGUGCGCGAGCUGCAGCAGUUUGUCCGGGAUCCGCGCGCCGGCUUUGAGCAGUCGCUAACAACACUGCGCCUUGCCAAGGAGAUGGCCCGCGAGGGCAGGGAGAGGGGCGGGCCAGGGAUGCUCACGAAGACGUCGAUCAUGCUGGGAUGUGGGGAGACCCCGGAGCAGGUUCUCAGCACGAUGGAGGCAGUGCGAGCAGCAGGGGUGGAUGUGAUGACGUUCGGGCAGUACAUGCGCCCCACGCGCCGCCACAUGCCUGUCAGCCACUAUGUCACUCCCGAGGCCUUUGACCAGUGGAAGAAAGUGGGAGAGGAAAUGGGCUUCCGAUAUGUUGCUGCCGGCCCCAUGGUUCGCUCUUCGUAUCGUGCUGGAGAGUUCUACAUCAAGGCCAUGCUUGAAGAGGAUAGGAAGCGACAACAGGAAGCUGAGCAUUGGAAGGUGGAGAAAUUCGACCCCGCGUGGAACCCCACGGGGCUGCUGGAGGAGAGCUCCUUCGCCACGCUGUUUCCGCAGUACCGAGAGAAAUAUCUCCGCGAGGCGUGGCCGGAGGUGACGCGCGCGCUGAACGAGUUCGGCGUGGCGUGCGAGCUGAACCUGGUGGAGGGCAGCAUGACCGUCAAGACCACGCGCAAAACGCGCGACCCCUACAUCAUCGUGCGCGCGCGGGAUCUCAUCAAGCUGCUCUCGCGCUCCGUGCCCGUCACGCAGGCGUUGAAAAUUCUGGACGAUGAGACAUACUGCGACAUUAUCAAGAUUGGCGGAAUGGUUCGCAGCAAGGAGCGGUUUGUGAAGCGGCGGCAGCGGCUGCUGGGCCCCAAUGGCUCCACGCUCAAGGCUAUCGAGCUGCUCACUGGCUGCUACGUGCUCGUUCAGGGCAACACGGUGUCAGGAAUCGGCACGCCGCGGGGGCUCAAGGCAGUGAGGCGCAUUGUGGAGGACUGUAUGAAGAACAUCCACCCCAUCUACCACAUCAAGACUCUGAUGAUAAAGCGCGAGCUGGAGAAGGACCCAUCUCUCAAGGAGGAGAUCUGGGACCGCUUCCUGCCCACCUUCAAAAAGAAGAACGUGCAAACCAAGAAGGUUAAGAGCAAGGUCAAGAAGCCGUACACGCCCUUCCCGCCGCCGCAGCAGCCGAGCAAGAUCGAUCUGGCGCUGGAGAGCGGCGAGUACUUCCUGUCGGCGGAGCGCAAGGCGGCCAAGAAGCACGCAGAGAAGAUGGAGAAGCAGGAGGAGGCGGUGGAGGAGAAGAAGCGGAAGCGAGAGGAGGCAUUCCAACCCCCCAAGCUGCGCAAGAACACAGCAGCAGGCAAGGCCGCACCGGGCAGCAGCAACAAGGUCACAUCGGAGGACGUGGCAUCCAUGGCCAAGGCCCUCAAGGAGAAGACCAGCAAACCUGCUGCUGGCUCUCGGUCCGUCCAGGGGCAAGGUGCAGAGGCGUUCCUCGCUGUGCCUGUUGCUGGUGGGGAUGGUGGUGGAGAUGGGGAUGGGGAGAAAAAGAAGAAGAGAAAGAAGAAGGCGGCUGCGGCAGAUGAAUAG
This is a messenger RNA of Closterium sp. Naga37s-1, 3958 nucleotides long. The record is from the annotation of a GenBank genome assembly. Lineage: Eukaryota; Viridiplantae; Streptophyta; Zygnematophyceae; Desmidiales; Closteriaceae.